CGCCGAGGCGCGGCUAACAGCUUCCCCGGCACCCCGCCCUGCUUUGGGCCUUUCGCGUCGCUCAGGGAGAGGCCGGUUCCACUUCCUAGGGCGUCCAGUCCGCUUCCGCUUCCUGGUCGCCCUCCCUCUUUCCCUCCCUCCCUCCCUCUUGCCUCUCCUUUUUCCGCCCCCCUCUCAGGGGUCGUGGAGCCGCGCCUGGGAUGGCUCCUCGGCUGCAACUGGAGAAGGCGGCCUGGCGCUGGACGGAGACGGUGCCCCCCGAGGCCGUGACCCAGGAGCACAUCGAGGCGGCCUACCGCGUCGGCCUGGAGCCCUGUCAGCGCGGAGCCUGCAGGUAAGCCUCAGGGGCCAGCAGGCUGGGCUUAGGCUAGGGCCCCGGGGGAACCACAGGGCGGCGUCGGCGUCGCGCUGGAAAUCAGCCUUUUGUACUUCAAGUCAAUGGCAGGGCACCUGCACAGCAUGCAGGAGCCCCCAGGUUCAAUACCCGCUAAAUAGGGCUAAAAAGAGGCUCCCUAACUGAAACCCUGGAGAGCCACUGCUGCCAGUCAGUGUAGGCAGUAUUGAGGUAGGUGGACCAACGUGGCUACUCGAGAGAAGGCAGCUCCCUAUGGCACACAAGCCCCACCUGUUCUCCCCCACCCACCGUUUUAUUUGUUUUUAUUAAAUAUAUUAGUUGCUUUUUUUGCCGUGGCUACUCAAAGCGACUCUCUGGGUAUUCUAGAAGUUCUUACGAAGGGCUGUGCAGCUCAGUGGUAGAACACCUGCUUUGCACAUAGAAAGUUCUGGGCUCAGUUGCCACCCCAGUAGAAUGUGGGAAAAGACUGAAACCCUGGGGAGCCGUUGCAGCUAGUCAGAGUAGGCAAAACUGAGCUGUAUAGUUCUCAUUUGCUGCUGCUUCAAUGUUAGGGACCCUCACUGAGAUUGUUGGUGUGUGAGGAACCCCAACACUUUCUGAGCUCUUUUCUCUUCUCUAAUCCCUCCUUUCCCCUGCUUUCAAUUGUGAACUCAAGGGUGGGUCUUUUGUCUUUUGUGUGAGUUUAUGUGCACCAUAUAAUUAAAAGCAGAUGAUCUAUUAAACAUCUGCAGUUACACAUGGUUUGUCUUUAAUUUCCAUGCUAAUUUAAAUAAAAAGCACAGGUCAGAUGUUUAUGGAAGGUUGUUAUGGAAGGGGCUUGUUGUGCCCGUAAACCUCUCUUUUGCCUGAUACAGGAGGCAAGUGGUUUCAUCUGAAACUGAUAUACUUGCAACCUCCGUGUCAUUUAACCCAGUGUGGUAUAGUACUAUGUCAAACUUAAGACCUUAGGGACCGGGGUUCAAAUCCCCGCUCAUUCAUUAAGCUCACCAGGUGGCCUUGGGGGCCAGUCCGUUCCUUUCAGCUUAACUUACCUCACAGGAUUGUUGUGGGGACUAAAGAGGAUAGAGAGAACCAUUUACACCACUUUGAGUUCUCUGGAGAAAAGACAUGAUAGAAAUGCUGGAAAUAAUAACCCCCUUUAGCAAUUCUGAUUUACAAGCACUUUUCAGCAAAAGCAGCACAGAAACUGACAGCUAGGCAAUGUGGGGAAUGUGCAGAAGUUGUCCUUUUUGUUGAAAUUUGUAGGGGAAAGGAGGAAACAUGUCAGGGAGCAUCAUCAACACUGGCACUCUAUCUGCAGUUACCUCAGGACUCCUCUGUGGUUGGUGGGGCUUGUAAGCUGUGCUUGCGACUAAUUGCUGGAGAGGUGUGCUGGAAGUCACACAGGUGUCAUCAGGACAUAAGUGGUCUUGGUUGAUAGCAAUGUGAUGAGGUCAGAAUAUCGGGUUCAGAUCCUGCUGCUUUUUGCUUUUGCAGGCGAAACUGCCGAGGAAACCCAAACUGCCUGGUAGGAAUUGGUGAGCACAUCUGGCUGGGGGAGAUAGAUGAAAACACCUUUCACAAUAUUGACGAUCCAAAUUUCGAGAGGAGAAAAAAGGUAACGCUACUAUGGUCUUCUGGCACUCCAGGGUUCAUGUGCUGGCCCUGAAGCCUGUGUGAAGGAGGAUUAUUUCCCCCAAGAUGCAUCCUCAACUUGAUUCUGGUUUAUAGAAUUGGAAGGCUUGAAAUUUUCUUUGUGGUCCUGGCUGUUUUGUCAGAACUGAUAGAGGUUUCUUAGUGGUAGCUGUAAAGUUCCUUUUCCAGUUCUGUGAAGUAGCUGUCAAUAAGAGGGACCAAGUACUGCAAGCAGAGCUUUAUCUGACUGUUUCAUCUCAAUCUACAGUGGUACCUCAGGUUAAGUACUUAAUUCGUUCCGGAGGUCCGUACUUAACCUGAAACUGUUCUUAGCCUGGGGCACCACUUUAGCUAAUGGGGCCUCCUGCUGCUGCCGCACCGCCGGAGCCCAAUUUCUGUUCUCAUCCUGAAGCAAAGUUCUUAACCUGAAGCACUGUUUCUUGGUUAGCGGAGUCUGUAACCUGAAGCGUAUGUAACCUGAAGCAUAUGUAACCUGAGAUACCACUGUAUUCUGUUGCAGAGAAAAAUACCAUUGGAUGACCCCUCCCAUGUACCAGGAAGCUUGUAAAAAUAUUUUGGUAUUUCUUCCUCAUUAGUUUUUUUUUUAAUAGCUACAUUGUUUGGAUUUUAUUGACUUUUCUUUUAUUCUGCUAUGUUUGUUUAAAUGUUAGACAUAUCGGGCAUUUUAUGGAAAGUCAGGGGAGAAACAUGUUAAAAAUGUAAUUGUUAAAUAAAGAGGAACAAUGAACCUCCCUGUAAACCAAGGUUGGGGAGCCUGUAGUUCGGGGUCAGCAAACUUUUUCAUCAGGGGGCCGGUCCCCUGUCCCUCAGACCUUGUUGGGGACCGGACUAUAUUUUGAUUUUUUUUUUUAAAAUGAACGAAUUCCUAUGCCCCACAAAUAACCCAGAGAUGCAUUUUAAAUAAAAGGACACAUUCUACUCAUGUAAAAUAAAAUGAUUCCCGGACCCUCCACAGGCUGGAUUUAGAAGGCGAUUGGGCUGCAUCCGGCCCCCGGGCCUUAGUUUGCCUACCAUACUGUAGUUGGACUCCCAACUCCAGUCAUCUCUGACGACUGGCUAUGUUUACUGCGGCUGUUGGGGGACCACAGAUGUUCCCCAUCCCUGCUGUGAAGUCCUACCAAAACAAAAAACUAUUACACAGGUCAAGUGCACUAAAGGCAGGAUAUAUUGUCCUGAAAGGACCUUCCUGCUAUCAUCUUCUGGAGGCUCUUGGUUAACGUUGUGGAGGGUUUGCCUGCUGGGCGCCGUCCAGAUGUUUUGGACCACAACUCCCAUUGACUCCAGCCAGUGUUGGCUGUGUGAUGCUGGGACUGAUGGGAGUUGGCGUCCAAAACAUCUGGAGAGCACCAGGUUGGCAAAGGGCUGCCCUUGUGACCUGCUUGGUGAUACCUCUGUUGUGUGUUUCCCCUUCCCCUCACAGAAUGCCUUUGUGGGCCUCACAAACCUGGGUGCCACGUGCUACGUCAACACUUUUCUGCAGAUGUGGUUCUUGAAUUUGGAGCUCCGCCAGGCGCUCUACUUGUGUCCAAUUGCCCGCCCUGAGUACGUGACAGCAGAGGGCACCGCAUCAAACAAGGGUAAGUUGGUCAGACUUUUCCCACUGCUCACUAGCACAUGGGCCGGUGGCUUUUGAUUUGCUCUGACAAGGCUCCGUCUGCUCGGAGGCUGCUACUGUGUCCUGAUGUUUUAUCCCCCUACAUAGCUAUUGGCUUUUGUGGUCCUCUCAAUCUAGCAGUGCUGCUUGGGUACUUGUUCCCAUUUUACAGAUAGAGUUUGAGAGAGGAGAGUUUUGCUGAAGGUAAUGCUGUAUAUCCUGAGCAGAGGCAGUGAAUCAGCCUCUAGAGACCACAGUGGAUUCUCAUGGGCAGCACAGUAUCUAAGCAGCAGCAAAGUCGCAAACAAACCUCGACAGAAAGGAAAUCUAAAUGAAGAGGAAACCUUCCCUUUCUGAAAGGGUUUGGUUUUUUAAAUUGUUAUUCAGAAUGGCACAUCUUGUUAGUUUUUCAGUUGCCAGCAGAUGAUAUGCUGUGUAUAUCCCUCCCAAUGUGUAGCAAAGUGGGGCAGGGGAGAGGUCUUUUAUAACAGAGUGUGUGCAGAGGGGGGUGACCAUUGUCAAUAUGAGUAUAUGCGUCAUGGUGGGUAAAUCUCUGAAGGAAUCCUCUUGCCUUUUGAUAGAUUAUGAGCCUCAGACGAUUUGUGAGCACCUCCAGUACUUGUUUGCUUUGCUGCAGAACAGCAAGAGGCGCUAUAUCGAUCCAUCAGGGUUUGUUAAAGCGCUGGGUUUGGACACAGGUCAGCAACAGGUAACGUUCGGGUGCGUGCGUGUGAGCGCGUGUUUUGCCUUGCUCUUUCUGCAGAAGCAGCUGCACAUCAAUCCACUUGCCCUCUGUAAUGCUAAGCCGCAGUUCCCUGAGCUGAGGUGAACCAGGGAUGUUUUGCCACUGAAGAGGAUGGCGCUAUUCCAUUCUUAAUUUCCUUGUACAUUGCUGAGGUGCAGUGCCAUCCCCGAAUCGAUGCAGUGAGGGGUGGUGGUGGUUGCUUUGCCUCCUCUUUAAAAGAGCUAUAACGUAUAACAAAAGAGCUAAGCACCCUCUUCAUUUAUUUUGUUAGUUUGUUAAUUUACCUGUGUUAUCAAUGCUGCCUUUGCAACUGUACUGUUCUCCUAGGAUGCUCAGGAGUUUUCCAAGCUGUUCAUGUCCCUGUUGGAGGAUACCCUAACCUCACAGAAAAACCCAGAUGUGCGAGACAUUGUCCAGAAGCAAUUUUGCGGAGAGUAUGCCUACGUCACAGUGUAAGUUUCUCCUCUUCUUAGUCUUUUGGUGCUUUAGCUUUGUGUAUUCCCAAUUCAAAGUGCUGAUUUUGAUCUAUAAAUCUUAAACGGCCUCGGUCCAGUAUACGUGGAAGAGCGUCUCCACCUCCAUCGUUCUGCCCGGACACUGAGGUCCAGCGCCGAGGGCCUUCUGGCGGUUCCCUUGCUGCGAGAAGCCAAGUUACAGGGAACCAGGCAGAGGGCCUUCUCGGUAGUGGCACCCGCCCUGUGGAACGCCCUCCCACCAGAUGUCAAAGAGAAAAAUAACUGCCAAAUUUUAGAAGACAUCUAAAGGCAGCCCUGUUUAGGGAAGCUUUGAAUGUUUAAUAGGUUAUUGUAUUUUGGUGUUUUGUUGGAAGCCGCCCAGAGUGGCUGGGGAAACCCAGCCAGAUGGGCGGGGUAUAAAUAAAUUAUUAUUAUUAUUGUUGUUGUUGUUGUUGUAUUAUUAUUAUUGUUGUUGUUGUUGUAUUAUUGUUGUUGUUGUUGUUGUUGUUAUUAUUAGGCUUAGGACCCCAGUACCUCAAGGACCAUCUCCCCAACCAACCAAGACCCUACUAUCAUCUUCCUAGGCCCUUCUCCAUGUGCCCCCUCCAUGGGAGGUCCAGAGGGUGGCAACAUGAGAUCAGGCCCUUUUCCGUGGUGGCUCCCCAUUUGUGGAAUGCUUUCCCCAGGGUAGCUUGCCUGGCACCACCGUUUUAGGCUCUGUGCAAAAAAUUCCUUUUUAAUCAGGCCUUUGGGUUUUAACGAUAUAUAUGGCCUUUUUGCGUGGAUAGGAUAUUUUUAUAGUAGUUUUUGGAAAACAGAAUACUUUUUUUAAAAAAAUAAAAAGUUGGUUUUAAUGUGUGUGUGUGUAUCUAUAUCUAUAUCUAUCUAUCUAUAUAUAUAUAUGUUUGGUGUUUGCUUAAAAUACUGUAAGUUUCUUUGAGCUACCGUGAGAAAAAAGUGACUAAUAAAUAAUGAUAUCCGUGAUUUCUGAAGAAGUAAUUCUUCUUGAGGUAGUCUUCAGUGGUGUUUUUUUUCUCUCUUCCCCAGCUGCAACCAGUGUGGCAGAGAGUCCAAACUUAUAUCAAAAUUUUAUGAGCUUGAGUUGAACAUCCAGGGCCACAAGCAACUGUCGGACUGCAUCACAGAGUUUCUGAAGGUAUCAACUCUUCCUUGGGAGUUUUCUCCUUGUCACUUUCAUCCUCCAGCCUAUUAUGGUUUGAGGCCAAUUUCCUUUCGGCUGCUCUUUGCUUUAUCUCAAGGGUGGGAUCUGAAUAGAGGAGAUUGAUCCUAGUUGGCCCUAAUUUUUGCAUAUGUCAUUUAGUUUGUUGGCCCUUUGGGGAUUUUUGUGCCUAUGGAGCUUUUAUAAAAAUUAAUUCCAACAGGCUGCCUCAGAAGGAUAAUCUUAAGUGUGGUCUCUGUCAAAUUAGCAACAUUAUAAAUACUAUUUUAAUAGGUUCAAAUGUGAUUAUUAAUAAAUGGAUGUUUAUUUUUUGUUUGAGGGUUUUUUAACAUAUAAAAAGUUUAUUUCAUGAAAUUUCUGCACUGCUUGAUUAUUUUAAAAAAGCCUCAAAGUCAUAUGCAAAGAGAAUAAAUUGAUUAGGAUAUUUUCUGAAAAAGGAGAUAAGAAGGGUCCUGCUUUGUUUACUGUCUCCAGAUGUAGACAGUUUGGUUUCAGCUUCUGCGUAUCAAGUGACAGCCCCCAAAUUCUGGUCUCCUGCCAUAGAAGCUGUUCCCAGAAUACCACUGAAGGAAGACCCAUAGGCAUCCUUGACACUCUUUCCAUGCAUGGAUUCAGGAGCUGAAGAGUGGAUUUGAUGUCUGUUUCCACCUAGGUGAAAUUCUAGCCUGCCUCAGGGGCAUCCAGGUGACUUUUGUUCCAUUUGUCUCUUGCUUGGCUAGGAAGAAAAGUUGGAAGGGGACAACCGCUACUUCUGUGAGACCUGCCAGAGCAAGCAGAAUGCCACCCGCAGGAUCCGUCUCCUCAGCCUCCCAUGCACCCUCAACCUGCAGCUCAUGCGCUUCGUGUUUGACAGGCAAGCAUCUCUUCUUGUUCCAGCACCCCAGGGUGGGAGCCUUCAGAGCUGCUGUGGUCAGAUCCCUCCAUACUGGAAGGAGGCAGGCUUACGCUUACACCCCCAUUUUAUUUCACAAAAUACAACAAGCACUUCAGAGCAGCUUACAAAAGGAGAUAAAACAAACGAAAUUAUCAAUAAGAAAAAUAUCAGUAAGAAAAAUAACAAGGGAAAUAGCAAGGGAUUAAAACUUGCAUCAGCUUUGUAAACAUCUGGGUAAGUAAAGGUAAAGGUACCCCUGCCCGUAUGGGCCAGUCUUGCCAGACUCUAGGGUUGUGCGCUCAUCUCACUCUAGAGGCCGGGAGCCAGCGCUGUCCGCAGACACUUCCGGGUCACGUGGCCAGCGUGACAAGCUGCAUCUGGCGAGCCAGCGCAGCACACGGAACGCCGUUUACCUUCCCGCUAGUAAGCGGUCCCUAUUUAUCUACUUGCACCCGGGGGUGCUUUCGAACUGCUAGGUUGGCAGGCGCUGGGACAGAGCGACGGGAGCGCACCCCGCUCCGGGGAUUUGAACCGCCGACCUUUCGAUCAGCAAGUCCUAGGCGCUGAGGCUUUUACCCACAGCGCCACCCGCGUCCCUAAACAUCUGGGUAGGCUUGCCUAAACAAAAAUGGUUUCAGCAGUUGCUAAAAAGAGGACAGAAAAGGCUCCUGCCUGCUGUCAGUAUAGGUGCUGCCACAUGAAAAGAUCAAUUUCUUACCAAGGCAGAAUGGAUAUUAUGCGGCGCCUGUAACAGUGCCGCAGAUCAAACUGAACGGGACAAGAUAACUGUUCGGUGGAUUUGUAGCUGGUUGAUUGACUUAACCCGAAGCUCACUAACGGUUCCUCGUCAUCCUGGAAAAAGGUGACAAGUGGGGUGCCGCAGGUGCGUUGUGAGUUGCCAAACUCGGCCUUACCGUUUGCUAUUUCUUUCCUUACUUCCUUAGGCAAACAGGCCACAAGAAGAAGCUGAACGCCUACAUCGAGUUCUCAGAAUUGCUGGACAUGGAGCCCUACAUGGAAGACAAAGGUGAGGUUAUGAUCUUAUGUAGCCAAGUAGCAGCUUGUGAUUGGGCAUGAAGGGGUGGCAGUCGGGGCUGGUCCAUUAGGGCAAACAGGGCACUGCCCUAGCAGUCUCACUGCCCUUCACCAGACCCUGCCUUGCCUGCCUUCUUACUUCCCACCAGUCCAGGUUUGUGGCACUUGCUGUCAGCAUCCUCAAACUCAGUGUUUCCCCAUCUAGAACUCAAAAAGGAGAAGGGCAGAGGCAAAAGUAGGUCACUCUGGCACCACCCUGCUGUUGAGCUCCCUGCUUUCUAUCCUGCCAAUCCCAAUGUACACCAACCAUGGCCCAAGGGGUUGGGGACAAAAAGGCUGAUCUCUGCCUCCCAGAAGAUUACAAUGACAAAGCCGGUAACGCCAUUAACGCUGUAGGGGCUAUUGUCUUUGCCAACCCUAUGCGUUGCAGGGGGUUGGACUAGAUGACCCGUGGGUCCCUUCCAAUGCUACAGUUCUCUGAUUCUGUGACCCUCCUUCCAGCCAGCAUCUUUGUCUAUGAGCUGAGUGCAGUCCUCAUCCACCGCGGCGUGAGCGCCUACUCCGGCCACUACAUUGCCCACGUGAAGGACCCUCAGACGGGAGAGUGGUACCGGUUCAACGAUGAAGAGAUAGAGAAGAUGGAGGGCAAGAAGCUGCAGCUGGGGGCAGAAGAAGACCUAGGUAAGACCUUACCAAAAACGCGCAGAGGAGGCCCUGGCUCCUAUAAGUAGUUAGGAGUCAAACCGUUUGGAGCAGCCAUGGUGGGGAGACGGCCUCUGCCCCUCCAAGUGUCCAGAUCUGGUGCAGUUGCCCUGACUGCCUCUAUGUUUUCAGGCUCGGUUCACCAAAUCCCAGAUUCAAUCAAUAAAGCAAGGGACCUUGAUGUCUGUGUCCUGGCUUGCAUUUGCCUGGGUCCUGCAUUCAUUGCCUGAGGCGCUUCCCUGAGAGUGGUUUGGAGGGUGUCAGCAAGCGACAGGGCCUUUUUGGUUACGGGCCCCUCUUUUUGGUCUUUGGAAUGCUCUCCCUAGUAAGGCCGGCCUUGUGCCAUCGUUAAUGUUGUUUCAGCAUAUCUGCUCUCUGAGGUAUUUGAGGGAACAUGAUUAUGUUUAUGUGUUAUAUCUUCUUUGCAUAUUAUUUAAUUAGACCCGAUGAUCAUUUUUAAUAGGGUGUGUGUAAGGUGCCUAGAGGCAUUUUGUAUUAGACGACGAAUGACUCCCCAAGGCCAGGGAAUUGAGAGAAUCAUCGCUCAGCACCAUCUAGAGGGCCACAGGAUAGAGAAGACUGCGUGUCUCUGUCCUCUGAGCACUCCUGGAAUGACAUACUGUGGGGUUCCUUUGGCCCUUUGGAUGUUGCUGAAUUACAACUCCCAUCAUCCUUAGCUGUGCUGACCCGGGCUGAUGGGAGUUGUAGUUUCAGCAACAUCCAAAGGGCCAAAAGCUGGGUAUGCCUGGUGUAUUGGGAACAGCAAAGGGUUAACUACUCAGUUGCCAUUUCCACUAGCAAUAAAGCUUCUUGUGCCUUGGCACAAUUAUCCCCAGAAGAAACGGCUCCAUUAACGUGUUUACGCAACCCACGUUUGGUGAGGCUUGUGUGUGCUAAGGGGUGUGUAUCUGAUAGCUCCAAAUUGCUGGCUCUCAUGAGGCCCUUUGGAAGUAACCACCUUCAGUCUUGGCUCCUUGCUCUGUGCUGUCUUCCUUCCUCAUGUGCUUGGCAGGUGAUGUGAAUGGGGCAUCCAUUAAAAAGUAAACAUGUUAAUGGGGGGGUACAUGGGGAUCCACCCAAAUAAAUUUGGCACUCUGGCAAAGCUGCAGAAGUGGGGUGGGAGGGUCUGGCCAAAGGUUAGCUGCAUUGAACCUGGCAGAUGAAGCACUCUGGAUGGGGUGAGAUGCAGGGCAAUGCCUUGCUAGGACGGAACGCUCAGCAACCCAGGAGCCACCACUGAAAAGGCCCCAUCACAGAUCAGCGAGUUGAGAGGGAAGAGCGUUCCAGGUUCUGCUUCCGUGACAGGAGAGAGAGAGCAGAUGUCUCAGGGCUUCUCUUGUGCUUGGCUUCUCUCUCCCCACUAGAGCCUUCUAAAUCUCAGACUCGGAAGCUCAAAUGCGGGAAGGGGGUUUACCGCUCUCGGAACGCCUACAUGCUGGUGUACAGGCUGCAGACCCGGGAGAAAUCGCUGAGUGUUGAAAUUCCAGGUAAGGCUGGAGUUGGAGUUUUGUGUGCUUGUGUGUUGUCUAUUCUUUCCCAGUCUGUGCACCCAGGGUGUGGCAAUUGCCUGGUGUGUGUGUGUGUGUGUGUGUGUGCAGGCAAACCUGUUGUGGGGCACAUGUUAAGCUAAGCAAGCCACCUUGUGUCCACUCAGCAAAUGUUGGGCACAGGUGGUGAUGUUUUCUUUCUUCCCCCAAAUAGGUAGCUUGCUGAGUCAAAGGGGGAAUGCCGGGUGUGUUUUAUACAGUCAUACCUCGGGUUACAGACGCUUCAGGUUGCGUGUUUUUGGGUUGCGCAGUGCGCCGAACCCGGAAGUACCGGAACAGGUUACUUCCGGGUUUCGGUGCAUGCGCAGAAGCGCCGAAUCGCAACCCGCGUGUGCGCAGACGCAGUGCUGCAGGUUGCGAACACUGCGGGUUGCGAAUGUGCCUCCCGCACGGAUCAUGUUCACAACCCGAGCGUCCACUGUAUAAAUUUAUGAGUCCCCAUUUCAGUUGAUCGCUUGCCUAUCCAGUUCUUUCUUCCUAGCUGUUAGGGCAUAGAGAGCCACCUUAUAAGUAACAGAGUCAUCAGUAUCACUCUGCAGCUAUUUCACACUGACUACCCUGGUUAGAUUUGUUUCCUUUGUGUGAAAAGGACUGUUAUGAAUCAAUUUCUUGGGUCUGUAUAUAGUGGAUGUUAUCGUAAGUAAUGGCAAAUGUCCUCUACACAUUGUUCCCCCCAAGAGAUGUUUUAUAUUGGUUGAGGAGGUGGCAAGUCAGCUUGGUGGUUGCAUCAGAAACCUUACAUGAGCUUAAUCCUCCUUUGGUGGAAACCUGUAAAUUACUCUCAAGAAAACAUUGGCUCGGGGGGGGUGUUAUUAUUGGGGGCAAAUUGCCUCUGAAUGCCAUUUGCUGUGGCUCAUAAGUGGAGAGCGUACUGUUGCACAUGGGUCCCAUAAGGGCAUAGGGCAUAGACCUCCAGGUAUAGGGCGGUGUAUAAAAUGAAUAAAUAAUAAUAAUUAAUAAUUUUGUGUUGGCCACUGUGCCGCCAGGAUGGUAGACUAGGUGGGUCCAUUUUGGCUUGCUCCAGCUGCGGCCAGACUCUUCUGACAUUCUUAUUUUGGGGGUCUCCUCUCAAAGGGGGGCCUCCAACCCCAUAUACACCCACUUGACUCCCUCGGUCAGCAGAACAGGCACUACUGCAGGUGCAACGUAAUAUCUGUUCUGCAUUUAUAAGAACUCAAUAAUUCAGUGUGGGAGCACCUGCACUCUGGAACUCCCUGCCUAUUGAUAUCGGAAAGCUGCCUUCACUUUGGCACCUGCAAAAAACAUCUCUGUUAAGAGAAAGCCUACCCAGAUGUUUAGAGAGUUGGUGCAGGUUUUAAUCUGUUUUUAUUCUAUAGUUCUAUGAACGUUUGUUCAAAAGUCUGCAAUUACUGUUGUUAAUCCUUAUUUAUAGUUUGAUUUUUAAAAUCUGUUUUGUUAAACUGCUUUUUUGGUUUCUUUUGGAAUCAAGCAACAUAUGAAUUUGAUGAAACAAGAUGUUUCCCCUGGGGUGAAUGGAUGUCUGUGGGAAUGACUCUCAGUCAAGGCCUUUAGAGGUGUAGCAAAGGGCUUCCUCUUUCUUUUGUGGGGGAUGAGGGCCGGGCUCCGUUCUCAGUCCUAAUUCUGUUGCUUGUCCCCCUCCCCCCAAUUGGCCAGCUUUUUUGCAAGAGCUCGUAGAGAGGGACAACAGCAAGUUUGAGGAGUGGUGCACAGAGAUGGCCGAGAUGCGCAAACAGAGCGUGGCCAGGGGCAAGAUCAAGCACGAGGAGGUGAAGGAGCUCUACCAGAAGUUGCCUGCCAAAGCUGGUCUGUAAGAUCUUCCAUUUGUCUUUUAAAAAAAUAAAUAUUUGCAGUAUUGCAUGUUAAGGAUAAGACUGUUGUAGGCGAGGUUUGGAGGGUGGGGUGAUGAGUAACCCUCCUGAGGCUCCAUCAAAGUGCCUUCCAUCCCUGCCCCGCACCCACACAGUGCAAGCAGAUAUCAGUGGAAGCUUUGCAAGAAUUUUCUUCCCAAAUUCACAUCACCUGUGCUCUCUCUCUCUCUCUUGGGCAUGUCUAAAAACAUCUAAACAUGUGAAAGCAUUUAAAAUUUGCCUUGCAUUCCCCCCGCUCCCAUUGUUUGGAUCUCUAAUGAAGCCUUCCUAAUUAGCAAUAUUUAUAUCACUUUUAUCAAAUCCUGUGGCGUCUAGUUCCGGCCUGGAAAAUUAAAGUCGUUUCUGCAUCUCUUGGUAAAGAUAAUCACUGCUGGCAACACUUAGAAGCAGUUGGCCGGCCGCCUUAGUCUUAAGUCCCAAGAGGAAAUAUUGGAACAACGUGUUUGCUGCUCUGAGCUGCUUUAUCAGGAAGGGCAGGAUGUAAAAUAAAUAACAAAAUAAUUUUAGAUUCAGGUGUUGGUCUGAUGCAGUUGAAAUAAAUAAAAAAAAUAAAAAAAUUGUCCAGUAGCACCUUAGAGACCAACUAAGUUUGUUCUGGGUAUAAGCUUUCAUGCGCAUGCCACAGGUCUUCAGAUAAUUUUACUUUACUUUAUUGAGAGCCAGUGUGGUGUAGUGGUUAGAGUGUCAGAGUAGGACCUGGGAGAGACCAGGGUUCAAAUCCCCGCCCCCUUCCGCCAUGAAGCUCACUGGGUGUCUCUCAGCCCAGCCCUACCUUGUGGGGAGAAAAUGGAGAGGGGGAGAACUGUGCAUUGCAACCUUGAGCUUCUGGGAGAGAAAGGUAGGCUAUAAAUUAAAGGAGAUAAAUGGUGACAUGUGGCAGAACGAACUGUUCCACUGUGGGCAAGGCUGGGGUGGUGUUGGUGUCCUUUAACAAAUGACUCUUAAAAAACCACAAACCGGGACCAAGUAUAUUGGAAAGAGUGUGUCUAGCACUCCUCACUAUAAUUGCACUAGUUUCCUUCACUAUAAUUGCACUUCACUAUAAUACCUUCACUAUAAACCUUCACUAUAAUUGCACUAGUUUUCCACCUGCAUGGAGUUACCUUACAUUAAGGGAGCAGUCGCACGCAUGGCUUGCUCCUUCAUGCAUCCAUGAGCUGAGGUCGUUCAUCCUCAUUUUGGCUCAGUGCAGGGGAGAAAAUGAGCAGCUGGGAUGUGGGUGGGCUGAUGGAGCCUCUGUUUUGCUCUGGGAGUGUGUGUGUGUGUGUGUGUGUGUGAGUGAGUGAGUGAGAGAGAGAACACAUCACCAUGCGGCUACAUUUUCAGUGGCCUAAGCCCCUCUCUUGCUUUACCCCCCCAAAUAGCUGGAGGGCCUUCUGAGGGUGGGGUGCUGGAGUUAAUUUUCUGAAGUUCAGGUGGUUGUCCUAUUUUACAAGUGUUAUACUUUCACAGUCUGUGUUAGCGUUAAGCAGAGGAGGCCCGUAGAAAUUAACUGACAAGACUAACUUGGGUCCACUAAUUUCCAGAGCUGCCUGGUUGGUGCUGACCCACAAUAUGGCCUUUUUAGUGGUGGUUCCCCAGUUGUGCAGCGACCUCCCUAGCAAGGUGUGCCUGCCUCCAUCAUUACUCCAUUCCAGGAGGAAUUUUAAAACAUUCCUGUUUACCCAGGUGUGUUCCGUGGCUGCAUAAUACUAUCCCAGGCAACCCUAGGAUCAUUGGAUGGAAGGAUGUUCUUAACUCUUUCAAAUUGCUUUUAGGGUUUUUUAAAAACUAACUUAUUUUAGAUGUUAUCUGUAAUAGUUUUUCAUGUUGUUUCAUUCUGUUUUCAAAGUGCUUGCUACGCUUUUGUUUCAAAUGCUACAUCUGUUUCCCACCCUAGACUACUUAGGGAGAGAGGGAGGGAUAUAAAUUAAUAGACUCAUAGAAUUGUACAGUUGGAAAGGGACCCAAGGGUCAUCUAGUCCAACCCCCUCCAAUGCAGGAAUCACAACUAUAAAUUAUUUCAACAGGUCUACUCUGAGUAGGGCAGACUUGGAUACAACCCAGUUUGUUUGUUUCUUGCCAAGUUGAAGAUUAGAUUGUUUAGAUUUUGAGUUUUGCUGGCCAGGGGGUGGAAUGUAUGAUCAUGAAGCUUCACCGGUCAAGGCAGACACUUUUGGUGAGCCCAAGCAAACAGGGCUUGUGGCGCUGAUGCCCCACCCCAGCCCUCCUGUCCUCCUCCUCCUUCCAGGCUGCCCCUAUGACUUCGUGUCUCUUGAAUGGCUGCAGCAGUGGCUGGAUGAGUCAACGCCCCCCAAGCCCAUCGAUAACACGGCCUGCCUGUGCUCUCACGGAAAGUUGCACCCGGACAAAAUACCCACCGUCAAAAGGGUCUCUGAAUAUGUCGCUGACUACUUCUACAAGAGAUAUGGAGGAGGACCCAGGCUGACAGGUAAGCCAAACCCCAGAAGGGAGCAUGUCCCAGGAGAGCUUAGCUUAGGAGUCAGCAAACUUUUUCAGCUGGGGGCUGGUCCACUGUCCCUCAGACCUUGUGGGGGGCUGGACUAUAUUUUGAAAAAAAAUAUGAAUGAAUUCCUAUGCCCCACAAAUAACCCAGUGAUGCAUUUGAAAUAAAAGCACACAUUCUACUCAUGUAAAAAAACGCUGAUUCCCGUUUCAGCUUUGCCUUUGAGCCAGUGCCACCGACUGGGCCAGGCGAGCUGGAAAGCACUUCCAGAGACCUUCCACGCAGGAAGCAGGUCUAAGUGCUGUGGACUCACAGCUCAGAGCUGUGAGCACCAAACUCACUUCCAGUAGUCAGCGGAGCACAGCAGAGCAUGAACCACAUGAACGACAGCUUCUGUAGAAUAACUUCUUUUAUUCUCUACAGCUACUAUACAAACUAACUACAGACUAAAUGGAGACGCUGGACUGCACUGAGUGUUACAGCUGCAUGAGCAGCGACCUUAUCUAUACACAGAUAACACUCAGACUCCCUCUUUGAAGUCAGGCUGGAGCAGAAUAAGUAAUGAGCAAAAUCCGCCCCCUCCUUUCUGAAACAUCAGCAGAUUCUUGCAAUGGGAGGGGUGAAAUAUCCUCAUCCCGGACCCUCCGUGGGCUGGAUUUAAAAGGCGAUUGGGCCGGAUCCAGCCCCGGGCCUUAGUUUGCCUACCCAUGGCUUAGCUCCUCGCCACCUUUGCCUCCCGCAUCAUCUUGUGAUGGUUGGACUACCCUGCCUUGUUAGAGCAGUGACCAGUCACGAUGGCUCUGCUGUGUCUUCACGGGUGGAGGCAGUAAAUGCAUCUCAGUGCCGGUUGCUGGAAGCUGCAGGAGGGGAGAAUUCUUUUGCUUGCAGGUCUCCAAUAACGAGCACCUGGUUGAGAAUAAGAGACUGGACUGGACAGGCCAUUGGCUUCAUCCAGCAGGGUUUUUAUGCUCUUACUAGAGUUCCAUAACCUUUGAUUGUUUGUUUAUUGAAUUUAUAUCCCACCAAUUUUUCCAGGGAGCUCAAGGUGGCAUUUAAACCUCACCACAACCCUGUGAGGUAGGUUAGGCUGAGAGGCAGUGACUGGCCCCAGAGCUCACCCAGUAAGUUUCAUGGCUGAGGGGCAGGAUUUGAAGCCUCUCCUCUAAGGUCCUGCUAUUCCCACACUCGAACCACUCCACACUCCACCGGCUGUUGCAAUUUCCUUGGCUUAGCAGGCAGCUCCCAAGGAGCACAGUGUUUCCUGGAAAGGAGAUGUGAGCAACGGGAGCCACUUGUUCCUUAUGGAAUCUAUCCUGUGGCUGGGGCCAAACAACAGUGUUUAAAUAGGGCAAAUUAAACCAAGUGAUAAAAAGUGCAUACUAUUUGGAAAGAGAGGAGGUGAAUGGAUCGGUUAACAACAACAACCACACACCCUUGAAACCUCCUCCUCUUGAUACUGCCUUCCAAGUGGCAGAGUGCCAGCAAAAUCUAUUUUGCAGCACACGUGUUAACCUCCAAAUGCUUACUCCACACUCUCUUCUGGUCCCAUGCCUUUCUGCAGCUGGGAGAGCUCUUUGCUGCCCUGGCUGGUAAACUCACCUUCCUCUCAAUUAUGCCUCUCCCCCUCCCAAGUUCGUUCCUGCCAGCUGCUGUUCUCAGGGCUGAAUCUCGAGAUGAAAGCUGUUAAACCCAAGAGAAGCUGAUUCGCAAAGGCUGAGAGUGAAGCUGACACUCUCAGACUGAGGUUUCCCCUUUCCAUAAAGCGCUUAGCCAUCCCUCUCCUCCAGACAGGAACUGGCUGGUGUGCGUGUCUUUAAUUGCCACUUAGUUAUAAUAGCAUUUAUAAGCUGCCAACUUGUUUUUUUUUUUUAAUUGCAUGCAAGAGUGUUAAAGCAUCUCAAAGAGUUCUGUCCAGUGUUAGUCCUAUUUUACGUAGAGCCACUGACAUUAAUGGCUACAGCUAAGUUAGGUCCAUUCAUUUCGAUAGGUUUGCCUGGAGUAAAACUUAGUUGGAGGUGCCCCAGAGAUAACAGGAAAAAAUGACCCAUGCAGAAUCAGACUAACUCUCUAACCACACUUGGCAAUACCAGCUUUGCAGCAAAUGUCAAAAUAUCAACACGGUAGAGGUGCUUGCCUACAAUGUUCCCAAGUGCUGGUGCUGCUACGCUGAAAGCCUUAGUUUGGGUAGUCAUAAACAGAGUUCUCCUCCAUGGGAUGUGGAAGGGGCACUGGUAGCUCAGUGGUGUAGCAUCUGCCGGGCAAGAAGAAGGCCCAUGUUCAAUCCCCAUCUCUAGGUAGGGCUGGGAGAGACACUCUGCCAAAAGCCCUAGAGAGCCACUGCUGCCAGUCAGUGUAGACAGGACUGAGCUAGAUGGAGCAAUGGUCUGGCUUGGUAUAGGGCAGCUUCCUAUGUCUCCUGUUCUACAGUCAGGAGAAAGGUUAACUGCUUGUUAAAAUCAGGGAAGUUUAAAGGGUCUGAUAAACAUGCCCAGAUGGCAGCCUAAAGAGGGGAAAGGAAGCUGGAUGAAGCAGGUCUUUGGGUUUGGGGUGGAGGAAAGCUGUGCCAUUGUCUCAGCUGCUUUAGAUCUAAGCCCUGCCCUAUGGAAGGACACUUUCUCCAGAAUGCACAGGAAGGGAUAUUGUACUGAGGAUGAUGGGGGUCUUUUUGCUUGUCUCUUCCUCCUCAGUCAAAGCACUCUGCAGGGACUGUGUGGUGGAGAGGUGCCGAGUCCUGCGGCUGAAGAACCAGCUGAAUGAGGACUACAAAACAGUCUCCAACUUGCUGAAGGUGACCGUCAAAGGGUAAGCAAGUCCCCUUUUCAAGUGUGCAGAGAGUGGUUGUCGGUGGGGGGGGCGUACUUUGCUGGAGACAUUUUUGUAAAGAGAGCAAGUGGCUUGGAAAUCAAUAGCUGCAUUCAUUUUAUUUAAAAGCAUUUCUAGGCUGUUUAAUAUUUAAAUGUAGCUGGGGGAAAUUAAAUGUCUUUGCAAGACCUCUGAAGCAACUACAGUCAUACCUCAUGUUACAUCCGCUUCAUGUUACAGUGGUACCUCGGGUUAAGUUCUUAAUUCGUUCCAGAGGUCCGUUCUUAACCUGAAACUGUUCUUAACCUGAAGCACCACUUUAGCUAAUGGGGCCUCCUGCUGCUGCCAUGCCACCGAAGCACAAUUUCUGUUCUCAUCCUGAAGCAAAGUUCUUAACCUGAGGUACUAUUUCUGGGUUAGCGGAGUCUGUAACCUGAAGUGUAUGUAACCCGAGGUACCACUGGUACAUUCUUUCAGGUUAUGUCCCGCGGUGACCCGGAAGUACUGGAAAGGGUUACUUCCAGGUUUCGCCACAUGAGCAGAAGCAGCGAAUCGCAACCCGCGCGUGUGCAGAUGUGCCUCUGCAGGUUGCGCUCUUUUCAUGUUGCGAAUGGGCCUCCGGAACAGAUCCCAUUCACAACCAGAGGUACCACUGUAAUAGAUAAUUUCUUCAUGUGCAAGAUUUGAACUCCAGUCCUUCUCAGUGGUGGUUUGACAUUCCAGCCAUUGGUGCCAUGCCAGACACACAGCCGCAGAACCAGAAAGUCCAGUUAUGAUAAGUGGAAUAAAAAUGAAAUAUGAGUUUGACUCGGUAUGGCUUUGAUUUAUAGCGGGGUUUUGUACAAUAGUACAGUAAACUCUCUUCCGUCUCAGUCACAAUGGCCACUAUGGAGAAAUUAUCCCAGUGGAUGGGAGCUCAACCUGUAAUGUAAAAGAUUUCCCAAGUCUGUAUCGGUGUCAGGUGGAUGACUGCAUACGUGCUUGAACACUUUGUGCUUGGUAAUUGUUUUUUAAAAAUUCAAUGAAGUUUGUAUUAAAUAAAAAGAUCUUCACAGUAUGUUGCCUCUUUGUCUCCUUUCAGGAACGACGGGUUUUGGGUUGGGAAAUCGUCAUUGCGGAGUUGGCGCCAGCUGGCCCUAGAGCAGCUGGAUGACCCAGACGAGGAUGCCGAUCAGAGCAACGGCAGGAUGAACGGUGAUGCCAAAAGCAAAGGUAGCCUCCUGUCUCUGCCUCUCCACUCCCCUUUAUACGGAUUUUGCAGCCUCCCUGCCUAGCACUGGAGCAAAGUCCUGCCUGCCUUCCCAUCGCAAAGGGAUGAUGGCUGGACUCGGAUGCUGUUAAAUCCCAAGGAAAGGGUUUGCCCGAAGGGCCUCAGCGCACGAGGGGCUCCACAGUUGAUCCUGUACUCUUGAGCUGGUGAAAUCUGGAAUGUGGAACCCCUCAAGGACUAGUCAUUAUUAUUAUUGGUAGAGCAUGAAACCCUUAAUCACAGGGUCACGGGUUCAAGCCCCAUUUUGGGUGGAAGAUUCCUGCGCUGCAGAGAGUUGGACUUGGAUGAUCCUCGUGGUCCUUUCCAAUUCUGUGAUUCUAUGAAUUAUUAUUUACACUAGGCCCACAAGUUACACAUACUCUUCUUAUUUGAUUGCAACUUUAGGCAGAUUGUAAGUAAGUAAGUAAAUAAAUAAAUAGAAAGUGGAGACCCUUGCUUACUGGGCUCUGGAGCCUCUUGCAAGAUCUUGCGGAGCCACCCAAAGGAUUUUCCUUUGCAGAAGCAGCUUUUGAAGCCCUUUGCCUUGCUUUACAGGGCUCUUGGACAAUCACACAAGGCCCUGCGUUAUGUUCCGGCAAUAUCUUGCAGAACAGUUAAGAAAUACUGCAAGAUCUGAGGCCGCAGAGGUGGUUCCAGGGGUCAUUCUGACUUUGCCUAAUUUUGCCUUUGAGCACAGAUCCCUGGAACGAAACCCCAGCAUAAGCUGUAGGCCCACUGUAUUUAUUUUAUUGCAUUUAUAUCCCACCCUUUUCUGUGAGGAGCUUCCAGGUGCCAUACAUGGUUCUCCCCACGCUGUCCUCAUUUCAUCCUCCCAGCAGCCCUGAGUUAGGCUGAGCGGCAGCAAAUGGCUCAAGGUCCCGCCCAUGAGUUCCAUGGCCAAGUUAGGGAUUUAAGUGUGGUCUCUCCCCAGGUCAUAGUCCCAACACACUAAGCCCAGUGGUCAGCAACCUUUUUCAGCUGUGGGCCGGUCCACCGUCCCCCAGACCAUGUGGGGGGCCGGACUAUAUUUUGAAAAAAAAAAAAAGAUGAGCGAAUUCCUAUGCCCCACCAAAUAACCCAGAGAUGCAUUUAAAAUAAAAGCACACAUUCUACUCAUGUAAAAACACUAGGCAGGCUCCACAAAUAACCCAGAGAUGCAUUUUAAAGAAAAGGACACAUUCUACUCAUGUAAAAACACGCAGAUUCCUGGACCCUCCUUGGGCCGGAUUGAGAAGGCGAUUGGGCCUUAGGUUGCCUACCCCUGCUCUAAGCACUGUUGUCCAGCAAUUAGUUUUACUUAGUGCUCCCCCCUUUCUGUGUGACACAAGAGUUAAGAUCAGCCUUUGAGAAAGGACUUUGCUUUAUUUUUCUCUUUUUGUUUUCAUUUAGAUCAGCCUUAAUAAAAAAAAACAACCUAACUUUGAGAGAGGACUUUGUAUAUACUUUUUUCCUUCCUUCCUUCCUUCCUUUCCUCCCUCCCUCCUCUUUUUAAUUUUUAUUCAGAUUAGUUUGGUUUUUUACAAUGAAAAAGUUUCAAUAAAAUUUUAUGGAAAGAAACAAAAACAAACAAACAAACUACAGUUCUUAUGCAUCCUAGGCCUAAAUAGGAUUGUAAAGUCAGUUCCUUGAUCGGUCCCCUAAUGCGUGACUCACUGUGGAUAUCAAAUCUCUUCACCUCUUUCACAAGACUGGUAACAAAGAAGUUGGCCCUCAGCAUCACAAGUACAUUCUAAAUGACACGGCACAAAAGGAGAAAGGGACAGGGAGGGAAAAGGGCAAAUGUGCGAACCGGAGGCACCAAAAUGGCGGUUCUUACAAUGACCAGCUGGAGUAGAGACAGUUCAGAGACAGGAGCAGUUGAGUGGCCACCUCUGUCUCAGGAGUUGUGUGGCAAAGGUCUCUAAACACCAGGAAGCAAACCCUGUUCACCUGAAUCCAUUCCUUUCAGCUGAGGAGGCCAUUGGGAGCACACAGUAAUGUAAACCUCAGCAUCUACUGUGGCGUGCUGCUGUUGUUAAUUAAAUUUAUAUAUUGCCCUUCAUCCAAAGAUCACAGGCCAAUUAGAACAUAAAAACACAAAAUGCAUAAGAAUAAUAAAAAACAGUAACACCCCCAAUAAAAGGCCUUAGAUUGCUUAACAGCCCAAAGGCAUGUUUGAAGAGGGAUGUUUUCAUCUGGAAACUAAAGAUCUGUAAUGAAGGCAGCAGACGAACCUCUCUAGGAAGAGCAUUCCUCAAACGGAGUCAUUGCAGAAGAGGCCUGGUUUUUUCCCUGUUCUCACUCUGUGGCAUCCUCUCCUUGCUUUCCAGAUGAAUCCAUCGCCGAGAAGCGGGAGGAAGAGGACCUGAAGUUCAACGAGGACAUCAUCUGCCCCCAUGGUGAGGGCUGGGGCUGCUUCUCAAAUGUCUGUUUCAAUGAUUGAUUCCAUUUCUGUACUGCCCUUACUCUGAUGGGAGCGCAGAGCAGUGGACAGCAUGAAAAUGCAACUGAAAAAACCCCACUUCUAAAAUAAAAAAUAGAAAGCAAGUGCCAGCUGCUGAAAUUUCAGCAAACUCAUCUUAAUAUACAGUGGUGCCCCGCAAGACGAAUGCCUCGCAAGACGGAAAACUCGCUAGACGAAAGGGUUUUCCGUUUUUGAGCUGCUUCGCAAGACGAAUUUCCCUAUGGGCUUGCUUCGCAAGACGAAAACGUCUUGCAAGUUUGUUUCCUGGUUCUAGCAGCGUUAAUACAGUUGCGCCUUGAAGUCGAGGAGCAACUCAUAGAACGCAGUGUACAUAGUAGCCUUUUUGAGGUUUUUAAAGACUUGGGUGAUUUUUGAAGCGUGUCCAAAACUUCUUUUGCAGCCAAGUUAAGCUUUUAAAACUUUUUUGGGUUUUUUGGAUUUUGGGUUGGGGUGUUUGGAAUUCAAGGACUUGGUGUUGGGGAGGGGUUUGCAAGAAUCUGGAAGCUUGUGUGUCUUUUUUCUGCAUUUUUUAUGAUUUUCUGUGACCAUUGGGCCACUCUGCUGUUUUUUAAAAAAAUUUCUGGAUUUGAAUUUCUGUGUGCUGGGUGACUGGGGGAACAGUUGGGGAGGGGUUUGCAACAGUUGGGGAGGGGCUGGGGGAACAGUUGGGGAGGGGUUUGCAACAGUUGGGGAGGUUGUUGUACCAAAUUUGGCUUUGUUUGGACUUUUUUUGACCAUAGGAACGCAUUAAUUGAUUUUCAAUGCAUUCCUAUGGGAAUUCGUGAUUCGCAAGACGAAAAAUUCGCAAGACGAAAAAACUCGCGGAACGAAUUAAUUUCGUCUUGCGAGGCACCACUGUAUAUGCCCCACUAUGUACUGUAUUUAUUUCCUACCUUUCCUCAGAUAAGCUUUGGGUGGCAUGCGUAGUUCUCCACCCACCUCUUUGCAAUGUUCUCAACACCACAGCCCUGCAAGGCAGAUCUGGCUGAAAGAAAGGGACUGCCCCAAGGAAACACAAUGAGCUUUCCUACGGCUAAGUGCAAAUUUGAACCUAGGCCCUUCCUUAUUUCUAGCCCCUCUGCUUGAACUGCUACACCCUACUUAGUCCAAUACAACAACAGUUUCCAGUGGGGUAGGAAAUCUCCAGGGCUUUCCUAUAAGGGUGAAACCUGCCUCCUUAAAAUACCCAUGUGUUUCAGAAGGGUGGGGAGUGAGCCGAUUCUUAGUGUUCAUAAAGGAGUGAGAGGACUUCCAGUUCGCAUCCUGGGCUGCCCUCUCCCCCUGACACCAGGAAUGCAGUGCUCCUGUUGCUGUAGACUGCAGGAGGGGAGAGUGCUAUUGUGAUCCAGUCUUGUGUGCUAGUUUCCUCACAGGCAUCUGGUUGGCCACUGAGGGAACAGGAUGCUGGACCAGCUGGGCCACUGGCCGGAUCCAGAAGGCUCAUGUUCUUUUGAGAGAAGGUGCUCCCCCAAGGAUGCUAGCACCCAGGGAGGUUCGUGUAGGCCCAGGCCAUUUUCUGUGGCUGUAAAAUGAGAGAAUCUCGCAUACAAAUGCCUCCUACUCCCUUACCGCUUUUAUAGCUGGGUUGCAUUGAACAAGACAUAAUCUCAGUGCGAGUGUUUGUUUUGGAGGAUGCCCUUCAGAAAGGUAAUUUGCUUAAGAAGUCAAGGCGCACGUGCUCGCCUCCGCAUAUGCCAUUGCUUCUGGCAAUUAGCAAAGCCUAAGGAAGCCCUUAGUGUGCUCCUCUCCCAGAUCUCAAGCAAUUGCAGGCUCAGCGACUGCGUUGGCCCCUGCGUUUGGCGCACACCCAUUUCCUGAUGCUUGGGUCACCCCUGGAGCAGGAGGUAAAACAAAAGCGUAUUCUCCUCCUCCGCCUUAAUUGCCGGCUUCGUCUCCCUAAUUGCCCUGUAACCUUAGAGACUGCACAGAAAGGAGCUGUGCUGGAAAGUGGAAGGCCUUCUUGAGAUGAUGCGGCCCCUUACCAAGCACAUAGCAAAUUAUUAAUGUGCAGUGGGCCUUUUUUUUUGCAAGCUCUCUGCUCUGCAACGGAGGCAGGAAUAGGUGCGCUCUGCAAGGAGUCCUGGGGGGCAGGAAGAGGGGGAGGCUGGUCUUGGCUUGCAUCCAGUGGCUUCAUGUGGUGGUUCCUUCCUCUGUGAGCCUUGGAUGCUGCUGUUUUUUCUGGUUAGAAUAAGAGCAGGGUGGGAAGGGAUACCUAGGAAUAGGCUAGAUCAGGCCCAAAGGGCCUGUUCUCACGCAGUGGCCAACCAAAUGCCCAUUCUGGGAAGCUCACAAGCAGGACCCCUGAGCCACAAGAGCAGCUCUCCCCUCCUGUGUGUUUUCCAGGAGCUGACAUUCAGAAGCAUUGAUGCCUCUGGCUGUGGAGGGCAGAGCAUAGCCAUUGUGGCUGACAGCCAUUGAUAACCCUAUCCUCCACGAAUUUGCCUGAUCCUCUGAUUUAUAAGCCAUUCAAGUUGGUGGCCAUCGCGGCAUCUUGCGGCAGUGAGUUCCAUAGUGAACUUACUUGGUGUGUAAGAAGGCCUUCCUUUCAUCUGUCUUGAAUGUCCUAAAUACCAACUUUGUUAGAUGGCCCUGCCUUUCUGCUUUGGCGCUACUUUCCCUUAAAAACCACAAGGAGCAGCCUUAUACUGAAUCAGACCGUUGGCCCAUCUUAGCCGAGUGUUGUCUACACAGACUGGCAGCAGCUUCUCAUGGGUUUCAGGCAGGAAAGCUUUCCAAAGGAAGAUUACAGUCCCUCGUGGUACUGAGAAAGGACUGGUUUUUAAAGGAGCAAAACAAGCUGUCUGUUUUUGUCUACGCCAGUGUUCCCCAAACUUGGGUCCCCAGCUGUUUUUGGACUGCAACUCCCCUCAUCCCUAGCUAUCAGGGAUGAUGGGAAUUGUAGUCCGGAAACAGCUGGAGACCCGCGUUGGGAAACACUGGUCUACACUGACUGACAGCAGCUUCUCUGGGUUCCCCUCCUGCCCCACUGCUCUCCGGCAACUAAUUCCUCCUCCUGGGGGGGCUUGUCAAAAAUCAUGUGUGGGGAAGGGUUAAUGCUUUGAAAACUGGUCUCCGGGGUGCUUGGUCUUUUAAUGGACCAAUUUGGACCUGAAGUGUUCUCACCCACCUGCCCCAGGAUUCCUGCCAGAUCCGUGAGCUAGGAAGCACGCACCCGAAAGCUGCUCAAAAGGGAACCUCACAAUUGUUCCAUAUUAUAUAUAUAUAUAUUUUUAAAUAAUAUUUAUUAAAGUAUCAAUAAAAGAUUAAACAUAAAACAUAAAAAAGAAAUACACACAAUACAUAAUCUAAAAGAAAAAGGAAAAAUAAAGAAACAAGAAAGCAAAAGACAAAAAAGAAAGUAGAACAAUUAAAAACAGUAUCAUCUUUUCGUCUCCAUUUUUAAAUUUACUUAUUUUCUGGACCUCCUCGUACCUCCCUCUUUUGUAUUCCAGUUCAAAUUGUUUAUCCAGCAAUUUCUUUCCCUCUUUUUUUAAUCCCAAUCUUAGCUCUUGAUAUAAUAUAACAUUAAAAUUUUACCUUUUAAAACCAGAUUUCCAUUUCCUUAAACUUUUUUAAUCCUAAUCCUUAAUCUUAAUCUAUCCAUAAUUUUAAAUCCUAAACAGCUGGAAGCCACUUAUUUUUAAUCCAACAUCACUCUAACAUUCUUUAAUUUUGCAAUGUUUCUGCAAAUAGUCUUUGGAUUUCUUCCAAUCUUCCUCCACCGACUCUUCUCCCUGGUCACGGAUUCUACCAGUCAUUUCCGCCAGUUCCAUAUAGUCCAUCAGUUUCAUCUGCCAUUCCUCCAGUGUGGGAAGCUCUUGUGUCUUGUUCCAUAUUAUAAAGCAACGUCCAUUGGGGACCGUUUGACUCCCUUUUGGCAGCAAACUCAGGGUGGGGGGUGGGCCUCGAAUUGAGAUGUGCCUCUUUUUGCUCGAGUCAACUGCAUUUCUCUGGCGGUUUUCUCCCCUCCCGCAGGCAACCUGUGCAUAUCAGAGAACGAGAGGAGGGUGGUCUCCGGAGAAGCCUGGGAGAAACUGCAGCGCUACUUCCGGAAUGCCCCCGAGUUCCCAAACAGCAAAGACUCCUGUUCUCAGUGCAAGGUGGCGGACUCCUCUUCAUUGGAGGUUUUUAAGGAGAGGCUGGACGGCCGCCUGUCAUGGAUGCUUUAGUUGAGAUUCCUGCAUUGCAGGGGGUUGGAUUAGAUGACCCCGGGGGUCCCUGCCAACUCUACAGUUCUGUAAUUCUAUAAGGUGUCUUGGUUGCAUUUUCCCUGCCUAAGGCGGAGUGUGCUCUGUGUCCAAGAAUGCCCCAGAAACCCAAACACUAGGAAAUUUUGCAGGCAAAUGAGCCGUAGAGGGGGCAGGGGAGGUUUAACCAAUGCCUGCAGGACAGUUCUGGGUCUGUUUGUGCCAUGUAGGAAGCAACCCUAAGCAGACUCAUUGGUUCAUCUACCUCAGUAUUGUCAACACUGACUGGCAGUAUCCAGGGCUUUCGUCCCUGGAGAUGCCAGGGACUGAACCUCAGGCCUUCUGCAGGUCCUCUGCCACUCAACUAUGGUGCUUAGAAAUAAAGCAACAGCUGAUUCAGAUGUGAGCAUAAGAAACUACGGAGUUGGCUCAACCUAGCUCACUAUUUCCUAAGACUGCUCCCCACUGCACAGUCACUGCAGCCAAAGAAUCGCAGGCACCGUUGCCACAACCCUUGACUUCAAGCAGUGCUUCCCAAAGUGGGUGGUACCACCUCUUUGGGGGUGCUGGGAUUUUCUAGGGGGUCGGCGAGAGGCAAGGGAGCAGCAGGGAUAUGUUGGCUAUGGAUAUGACUAUUGGACUGGUAUCUCUGGAGCAAGUCCAUCAGUUUUGUUGAUUUCCUUAAACGACAUAGUUUUAGCUGGAUUUUGAAUGAAUGUGCAAUUAAUUGUUCCUUAGCGGGUCAUGCCAACUGCUGUUCUGAGUAAUGAUUUUUUAUAGGGUAGGCAGCACUGGGGAUGAGUUUAUGGAACCAGGGACACACACACACACACACACACACCCAUAAAAAGUUUGGGAAUCAAUGCUGUAAAGCAAAAACAUAGCUCCCCCACCCCCAGUUUCAUUCGAUCAGGAUGGGGAGUGACUCCUGUGUGUGUUUUUCUGCAGAUUCUGGAACGGGAAGGGGAAGAGAAUGAGGCCCUCCACAAAAUGAUGGCUGGCGAGCAGAAGGCAUCUCUCCCAAACCUCUUCCAGGACAAAAACCGACCUUGCCUCAGCAGCUGGCCAGAGGUAGGAAGUCCAGGAGUUCAUGGUAGCAGGGUGGGUGCUUGUGUGUGUCUCAGAAUGAGUGCAUAUAGUUGCAGGGGCAGAGGUUGCUUAUGGUUGCCUUCUUGUCAAUAUAUGUAUGUACACACAUAUAUAUGUUGUAUGUAGACUGCUUAAUCAUCAAAAGCCUCUUAAGUGCUUUCACGAUGGCGACUGGUAGAUGAUGGAUUGUUUCCGUUGCUAGCCAUACUCAGAGCAGACACAGCAGCCCAGUCCUGUGGAACUCUCUGCCUCUAGAGAUCCAGCGGGUGCCUUCUGCCUUCUGUGUCCACUUUUAAACGCCUGCUGAAACCACUUCUAUCCUGCCAGGCCAAUGCAGGCAAUUAAGAAGUCAUCCACAAUGGUUAACUGAGUUCUGUUUCUUAACAUGGCUUUUUAUUGUAUGGUUUUAUGCUUUUUAGUGCUGUAAACCACCACCCCCACACAGUUAGACGCAGUGGUUUGCAAAUAUUGUUACAAAUAUAUCUGGUUUAAUGGACAUGGCUCAUGUUCAUUAACUUCAGGGGGUCUACUGUGAGUAGGCCUUAGUUGAAUACAACCCAUAACAAUACAACAUUAUUUAGGUUUAUAAUUUGCCGGGUGGCUUGCAGAUGACGCAAAACAAUGCAGUUUGGAACCAAAUAAAAACCACCUAAAUCGACUUAAAAACUACAUACCGUAUAAUAUACAGGCAUGCCCCAGUUACGUCCAUCCACUCGUGCGCAACUGCGUUUACAUGCGCCACCAUGAAAUAAAUUCUGUGUGCAGAGGCCAGGAACGUACCCCCACUUAAGUGGGGGGAUGUGUGUAUAUGUGCCACCUCUGUCUCUGGCGCCGAAGGGUUUUUUCCUGAGAGCUGCUUCUCGGCCGCAUUGUAGAGAUCCAGUCAGCAGCCUCCAAACCAGUUCUCCAUUUCUGCGUCUGGGCAGUGGGGCCUGUGGUGAAGAUCAUUAAUCCAGAGUUUGUGACUGUCCUUGAACAUGCUGUCCUCUGAGCAAAGGAAGGCCUUAGGUUAAGUAGCUCGUCCCUAAUAUAUUUUGGGCAGCAACUUCCAUCAGCCCUGGCUGGCUUGAUGGAAGUUGUAGCUGAGAACUCUUGGAAGGCUCCAGGGCAGGUAAGACAAGUCUAAUUGAAUGCCCAGGGGCGGCAUCACUGCCUGCAUGCAUUCAGCCUCCCCUAAGUAAACCCACAGAACCAAACUACAGGACGUGGUUACAAGUGAUGGUUUACAGCCUCCUCAGGAAGCCUGAUGAAUGCUGCUUGGCUUUUUCUGAAAACUUUCCUCUGGGCAGUAACUUUUAACCAAUGGUUUCGGGGGCAGAACUUUAAAUCGGCAGGGGAAAGGCUGCUAUUGGAAGCAGCCCUUGAAGUCUUCCUCUUUUCAUGCCCUUCACAUAAUGUUCUGCAGGGGAACAAGGAACUCUCUGAAAGUCUGAAUUUCACAAAAGUUGGCCAACUGUCUUUCAGGAGGUGGACGAGCUGUAUGUCGUCUCAAAGUUCUUCGUGGAAGAAUGGAGGAAAUUUGUGAGGUGAGAAGGCGAAGGGAGAGUGAGUCUGGCUACUGGACCAGCCGGGUGCCAUUAUGACUAGUGGGUGAAACAGCUUUUGUUUCAUAGCCCCAGAUCUCCCUUGCUAGUCCUUGAAAACAGGGGCCUUCUGCAUGCAAACAGGGACUCUGCCACUGAGCUUAUUAGAGCUGGAAGGCUACUCUGCUUCCACCUAACACAUUCUCCCUCUUUCUAGUCUAGUUAAAAUAAAUUGAAAGUAGCAACCCUACUUUCUUGCUUGUCAGAAUGGCUUUUGCUAUGCAAUGCCUGCCAUCUCUGCCUCUUCUUCUGACCUACAACCAGGCGGCCUACACGUUGCAGCCCCGUCUCCUCGGUCGGGAACCGGGAUCUUCUGUGUCCACAUGGUGGCCUGAUGUUCACGUUUGCCUCCAUGACCAAAGACGAUUCUAAACUGUGAGUUGCUUCCGUUCAGUAGUUGCAUCUUUUUCAGGUUUUUUUUUGAGGGGGGGUAAGGGUGCAGGCAGUGAGGUGGAUUUGCAUGGGUUGCAGUUCAGUGCACGGCUGCCAAGCAUAGGAACUCAGGGAACUGCCAUCUCUACCGAGUCAGAUCCCUUGGCCUGUCUAGCUCGGUAUUGUCUGCACUGGCAGGCAGGGUUAUCCAGGGUUUGAGGCAGGGCCUUUCCUCCCUCAGCCCCUACAUUCAGAUGCUGCAUGGAAUAGAACCUGGGACCUGUGAGGCAGGUGCUCUGCUGCUGAUCUUAAAAACAAAGCAAGUUUCUAGUCCUCAAGAUUCUGAAUAAAUAGCAGGCAGCCACCUCUGGAAUGAAGGCUCACGUGGGCAAGCAGCCUGCAUUCAUUCAUUCAACCAACCAACCAACCAACCAACCAACCAGGGGUGGUGUUUGCUGAGGCUUUUCGAAAGCACUUCUUUAACUGGGAUCCCCUUCCCUGCUGCUUUCGAUGCACGUGGUCUGGAGUGUUGCGGGAAGAGGGAGGCCGCGCCCCCCCCUUUCCAAGUAAGGCAGCAUGUUCUGCUUCUUUGCACAGUAUAGCUCUGAUAUGGCCCAGCGAGUGGGAGAAGAUCCAAAAGCUGUUCGUGGUGGACUACGCCAUUCGAGUCAUCCGGAGGCAGCCUGCAGACGCCAGCCCCGAAGCACCGCUCUUCAUCACUGAACCUGGUGAGUAAGCAAGCAAGUUUCCUCCGUCUCCCCCACCUCAAAAAAUAAUAAUAAUAAAAAAUCACUGGCUUGUGCAAACUCCACACUAUGUUCUUCUCUUCCCACUCGGUUCUGGCAUUCGCUUUUUCUGCAGGUGGCUGCACGCUCAGGUAUUCCACUUUUAUUUUUAGAUGACCUGCAGACAUGCCCGACUGCCUGGGCUGUGUUCCAUGCUGAGGUUGUGCACAAGACUAUUAACUUGCAUUAUGUGACCGUUGGGCCAAAAAUUAUUUCAGGCAGCUGCUGUGCUUCAGAGAUGACGGCUUCUCCCACCCAACCCCUGUGCUUUGGAGAUGGAACAAAGACUUUUUCGUAGAGCCAGAGUAUAUAUAUUUUUGCGGCUGGUUCCUAUUUCACAUAUAAGCUGCAAGCAGGGGGGGUUUUUUGUAAAAUUUCUAGCGGCUUUAGAAUUUUAUUUUUUAUAGCGAUUUUUCAUUAAGCUUUUGGUGUGACUAACAAUACAAAAGACACCUUAAAAUGCAAAAAAGUAUAACUAAAAGCAAAUUCAGAAUCGAUGAAAUAUAGGAUGACAAGACGUCAUAAAGGGAUUUCUGUAUGUACCCAAAACCCACUUCAGAUUUGAACCAGGUAUAUUAUAAUAUGCUAGUUUCCUGUUAUUGCAGCUAUUUCAUUAUUAGUUGUUUUUCUACUUACUUUAUUACAGGAAUCAAAUGGUAAUUAAUAAUAUGAAUACGAACUUAUACAAUACAGAAUAUACUGUAUGCUAUAGGAUUUUGGUAUUGGUCUGUGUUGUAAGCCAUAUUGAGGUAGCAUUACUGUAUUAUCAAUUCACAAUGUAGUGGAAGGUUUGCAGGCUAUGAAGGACUUGCUCACAAAUUUAUUGACAGCUACACGAAUUACGGUAGCUAGGAAGUGGAAGGGGCAAGCAGAAUAUAAAAUGGAAGAAUGGUAUAAAGAGGUGUGGGAUGUAGCUAUUAAUGAUAAAUUAGCAUGUUCCAUUAAGGUCAGACGAGAAUACGCAGGAGAAAUUAUGGAAGGUGUUUGUAGAAUUUGUACUGUUAAAACGGGAAGGGGUCAAACUAUCACAAGAGGUGUUGAAAUUUUGGGAGGUUGGACAGUUACAAUGGAAUGGUCUUGGGGGUGGGGUGCACAUUUUUAUUCUUAUUUAUUAUGAUAAUUACUUCAUCAAAAGAAAAAAGAAAUAAAUACAGUCAUACCUCGGGAUGAAUAUGCUUCAGGAAAAGCAUUUUUGGGUUGUGCUCCGCGGCAACCCGGAAGUAAUGGAGCAUGUUACUUCCCGGUUUCACCGCUCGUGCAUGCGCAGACGCUCAAAAUGAUGUCAUGCGCGUGUUACGUUCGCUUCAGGAUGCGAACGGGGCUCCAGAACGGAUCCCGUUCGCAUCCAGAGGUACCACUGUAAAAAGAAUGACAGUGGUACCUUGGGUUAAGUACUUAAUUCGCUCCAGAGGUCCGUUCUUAAAGUGAGGUACCACUUUAGCUAAUGGGGCCUCCCGCUGCCGCCGCGUGAUUUCUGUUCUCAUCCUGAGGUAAAGUUCUUAACCCAAGGUACUAUUUCUGGGUUAGCGGAGUCUGUAACCUGAAGCAUCUCUAACCUGAAGUGUAUGUAACCCGAGGUACCACUGUACGUGAAGAAGAAGAAAUGAAGAUAACCUCUGAAAGAUCUGUACUUUUUGUGUGUGUGUAAGUACCGUAUUUUUCGCCCUAUAGGACGCACUUUUUCCCCUUCAAAAAUGAAGGGGAAAUGUGUGUGCGUCCUAUGGGGCGAAUACAGGCUUUCGCUGAAGCCUGGAAAGCAAGAGGGGUCUGUGCGCACCGACCCCUCUCGCUCUCCAGGCUUCACGAAGCCCUGCGCAACUCUCUGGAGCCCGGCGCGAAGCCGCACCGGGCUCCGGAGGGGUGCGCAGAGCUGCCUGCACGCCGAAGCCUGGGGUGCGCUGAAGAGCGCGCCCGGGCUUUGCGCAGCUCUCUGCAAGCCUGGGGAGACCGGCGCGGCUCCCUAGGCUUGCGGAUAGCAGGCUGUUCUGGGGGCUGCGGUCGGGGGAAGCUCGGGCUUCCCCUGCGCCAGCCCCGUGCCUGGGGGGGAAAUAAUUUUUUUUCUUUAUUCCCCCCCCCCCCAAAAAAAAACCCUGGGUGCGUCCCAUGGGGUGGUGCGUCCUAUGCGGCGAAAAAUACGGUAAAUAAAGGCUUGUGGUUCUUCUUGGUUUAGUGACAUUGCCCAAAGUGCUUGGUCUUUGUAGAAACAGACCCCGCUGGUAGUUCAUCAGCCUUUCUCCUUUCUUUGCUCCCCAACCUUCCAGAGCUGUGCUCAGAAUGCAGAGAAGGGCUCUUGUGCCAGCAGCAGAGGGACCUGAAAGAGUAUGCCCAGGCCACCAUCUACGUGCGGAAAGUGGUGGACAACAAAAAGGUAGAGAGGCUCUGUCCACCCCACCCCUGCGUUUUCUCCUGUGUGCUCUCUUUCUCUGCUUCAUGGUUCUGGCCUAAUCCCUCCUUCCUUCUCUGGCCUUCAUCGAAUCAUAGUUGGAAGGGACCACGAUAAUCCUCCAGUCCAACCCCCUGCAAUGCAGGAAUCUUUGCCCAAUGUGGGGCUUGAACCACUGAACCUGAGAUUAAGAGUCUCAUGCUCUUCCAACUGGGAUAUCCCAACCUUCAUUGAGUUCUCUGUUACAGCACAAUCCUGUCGGGGCCACUGGCAUAAGGACUUCAGGAACUUCUUAGGUGAAAUAUUGGGGAGGGAUUGUUGAGUUGCAAUGGAACCUCCAUGGCCAAUGGCAAUAUAUCUCUGAACAGCUGAGCAGGGGAGCAGGGGGAAGCAAACGAAAGGUGUUUGUCAAGCUUGUGUGCUUCCUUGGUUGGAGAUGGAGUCUCAAGCCAUAGGAACGUGGGAAGUUUUCUCUGGGGCCUUCUGCAUGCAAAGCAGCUAUUCCUCUCGUAAACAAAGCCAGAUUUCUAGUCCUCAUGGUUUUGAGUAAAGGGCUGGUUUGAACAGGAAAUUUCCUUAUACCUUACGCUGAGCCAGAUCUUUGGGUUCAUCUAGGUCAGCAUUGCCUACACUGACUGGCAGCAAUGACUCUCCAGGGUCUUUCCCAGCCUCGGUGGGAGAUGCUGUCAGGGAUUGAACCCGGGACACUGAGCCUCAGCCCUUCCCCAGCUUUAUAUGGUCCUGUGGGAACUUCGGGGAGCUGCUGAAAGAUGCCUGCCCGCCUCAGGAAUUCAUGAUGACUCUCCCUUCUUCUGACAUAUGUCCUGGUGUUUCCACCAAGGUGCUGGGAACCAGCUGAUCACAGCAGAAUAUUAAGUCCUAGUGUGGGAAGGUCACAAGAUCCUGUUGAGCAGGUUUCUGGAGAGGCUGCAUGCAGGGUCCUCUUCCUCUGCAGCUGCUGCCGUUGCAAAAGUCUAAGGGCGGAGGGGUUUGUUUGUGUAGGGGAACAGAGCAUGUUGAAGGGCAAACGGCAUCACCUUGGCCAGCAUAACAGAACGACUGCAAUCGGGCUGUUUCUUGCCAAGGGUCGCCCUUGGCAGGGAAGAUCUGAUAGGACAUGCUGUCGAACUGCUAGGUUGGCAGGAGCAGGGACCGAGCAACGGGAGCUCACCCCGUCAUGGGGAUUCGAACCGCUGACCUUCUGAUCGGCAAGCCCCAGGCUCUGUGGUUUAGACCACAGCACGACCCGCGUCCCUUAGUCAAAUCCUCUCUAUUUCACACACACACACACAGAGAGAGAGAGAGAGAGAGAGAGAGAGACUGACUCAAACAUAUACACAGAUACACACACAGAUUUCUCCUUGCCCAAUCUCGAGGGCAAUCUCGAGAGACCAGCAUCUACCAGCAGCCUUAUGACGCAACUCUCAUGUUUUUGAGCCUUCUGUGUCUGCGGUGAACUCCCGACAACCUCUGACUUCAGGUGCCUUUUCCUUUUUUCUAAAGGCGACUCACAGGUGUGCUGUUUUCCUUUCCUUUGUUUUCCCCCUGCGUCUGAUGUCAUGUCCAGGUCAUGAAGGACGCCGCCCCAGAGCUGAACAUGAGCAGCUCUGAGGCAGAGGAGGAGCGAGAGGAGGCCCGCCUGGAAGGGGAGCAGGAUCCAGAUUUUAACCAGGUAUGUCCUUGGUCACCAUUUUUUUGUUUUAAGAUCAUUUGUUUCUCCUCCUCCUCCUCCUGGGCCUCUGUGGAUUGUGAACUUGCUCCUCAUCUCUGCACCCUGGAACCGCUGAAAGCACGAUUUGAGGCCAGACUUAAAAGCAUGUGCUUAAACUGCGGAACUAUCUCCCACAGGAGGCAGGGAUGACCACCAUCUUGGGUGGCUUUAAAAGAGGAUUGGCUCUGCCCUGCCUCCGCAGUCAGAAGCAGCAGUGCUUCUGAAGACCAGAUGCUGGAAACCUGGGGAGGGGAGAGGGAUCUUGUGCUUGGGUCCUGCUUCCCGGCUUCCCAUAAUGGGCACCUGGUUGGCCACACUGAGAACAGGAGGCUGGACUAGCUGGGUCCGCUUUGGCCCGAUCCAGCUGCAGGGCUCUUCAGUUCUUAAAAAUGUGUGGCCAAUUCCAGCUGGCUGAAGGUUCAUGGGACUUGGAAGUCGGACAGAAUCUCAAGGGCUACACGCAGGUUCCCCAGGUCUGGUAUUGCAGUUCAUUAGAGCCUCUUAGAUAAGAACAUGGGGGUGGGAGUAGGGAUUUUGUUUGCUAAGUCAAGAAACAAACCUGCUGCUCUGGCAGUCGAGUCCAAUGAGCUGCCUUCCUGCUUCCAGGCCAACAGCAACACGAAACGACAGAAAAUGUCGCACCCAAGCUACAUAGUUUACCAAAAGCAGGGGAUCCGCCGGAGCACGCGGCACAGGAAGGUGCGCGGGGAGAAAGCCCUCCUGGUCUCGGCGAACCAGACGUUGAAAGACCUGAAAAUUCAGGUGAGGCGGACUUUGCCCUGAGCCCUGGAGGUGGCUUGCCUGAGUCCUGGCGGUCGGCGUGGGCGGGCCUCCUUCCUCCCCCAAAGCUAUAGUUGGGAAUCCGUAGAAUCAUAGAAUUGUAGAGUUGGGAGUGACUUCCAAGGGAUUGCAGCUAAAGCAUCCCUGACAGAUGGCCAUCCAGGGGUAAAACAGAAAGGGUGAUGCUCACCUUGAUGAUUCUGAUCACUCUUUUAAGACCUGUGAUCUUAUUUUAAGAUAUUGUAUCCUUCUGUCCCCCCCCCCCAACCACCUAAAGGAGAAUGUGGGGAGCAGAGGCGUGCCCCUUUGGCUGUGGGUUGGGGCUGAAAGGGACAAAGCGGAGGUGAGAGAUCGGGGCAAGAGAGGGAGAGAAACGGAGGAAGCAGCAUGCCUCAACUUUUUGCCGUGAGGUGUCGUAUUUCUUAAAAGCCAUCUGUGUUUGUUUUGCUGCCCACAAUGGUUGCGCUUCCUGCCCCUCAUUUUGUCACACAGAUUAUGCACGCCUUCUCCGUUGCUCCUUUCGACCAGAACCUGUCGAUCGAUGGGGCAAUACUCACCGACGACUCGGCGACGCUUGGCAGCCUCGGGGUCACUCCGGAGUCCGUUGUUUUAUUAAAGGUAAGCUGGGAGAGUUGCUUGCCGGUAGGUGUGGCUCUCCUUCCACCAAGAUAUUUGUAGCAAGGCCAGUGGUUGUGUGCCGCAAUGCAAUCUGGCUCUCUCUGUGCCAAAAACUUCCAGCCUACCUACUUUUCACUAGGAAGUUCAGGGGCAGGGACCAUAUCAAUGGCUACUAUCCACAAUAGCAAUGCUCUGUCUCAACUGCUGGAGGCAACAGUGCUUCAGAAUAUUAGUUAAUUGGAAUCACAGGAGGAGAGCGUUUCUGUUGCACUCGGGUUCUGCUUGUAUGUUUCCCAUUGAGGCAUCUGGUCAGCCAUUGUGAGAGCAGGAGACAGGACAAAAUGGGCUAUUGGCUUGAUCCAGCUGGGCUGUUUGUAUGCUUUCAUGUUGGCUGAGCAGGGGCUGAUGGGAUUUGUAGACCAACAACACUUCGGGGGUCACCAGUUACCCCUUCCUGCAUUCAUCCAUCCAUCCAUCCAUCCAUCCCUGACUGGUCAUAGUGCCCACCUGAGGCCUUAUUUUGGCCUGGGUUCAGAUCCCCCCUUCCCCUGCAAAAAGGAAGCUAAGAACACACUACCUUAACUUGUCAUCUCCCCCGCCCGCCCCGGUCUGUAACUCAUUUGGAUCUUUGGGCUGCCUUGAUCUCCUUCAACUUCAAGGCAAAAAACAAUGGUUGAAGAAGAGCCACUGGAAGUAAGUGCUGGUUUUGACUUCUAGGAGGAAAAGGUGGCUGGCUAGGGGUCAACUGCUGCAACUCCUGUUGACAGAGAUAAUUAAGUGGACCAGCCCCUUCCCUGGCUGAAGCUUUUGCAGACACCUUUAUAAAAAGUCAGUAGGGAUAAGCCACCCUAAAGCCCUCGUUGCCACAGCUGUGAACAGUUCAGGCCAGGUUCCCAAAAGGGGACGAACCGCCUUGUUUCUUUGUUUUUAUUCUGGAUCUGGAGUGUUUGGCCUGGAAAUGUCGUCUGGUGACAUGGAGCAGGAGGCCUUGUCUCUCUUUCGAAAGCACAUCAGCCGAAUUGGCUUAACAGGGCUCCUCUUCUCAUGUCUCCCUUUUUCCCUUCUUCCGACAGGCAGAUGAACCAAUUGUGGACUAUGCAGCAAUAGAUGAUGUUAUGCAAGGUAAGGAGAAGUUUGCACACACACGCUCCUCUGGAAUAAGCCCUGCUUCUUCCCGUCCAGUCAUUUUUACCUAUUGGAGUGGGGAGGCAGGAGGUGGUAACUGGAGCAAAGGGUCCAGUCUGAGACUGACUCACAUGGUUGUCAAGGGGUGGGAACAAGACCUUGGUCGUCCCCCCCCCCCAAGUGUCAGGGAAAGCUGCCAAGAAGACGUUAUUGAAGCUUGUGGGGAGCUGUAGCUCGGUAGAGCAUCUGCUUGGCAUGUCGAAGUACCCAGCAUUCAGUCGGCAUCUCCAGUUGGGACUGGGAGCGUCUCUCUGCCUGAAAACCUGGAGAGCCACUGUAGGCAAUAUUGAACUAGAAGGGCCAGGGCAGCUUCCUCUGACCCUAACCUCCACACCUCAGAAUGUACCUUGACCUCUUUGCUUUCCUUUGCAGUCUGCAUGCCCGAAGAGGGAUUUAAAGGUAGGCUUUGUUUUCUCUUCCCUCCAGCCUUAUUUUAACUUGCCACCGUGUUUUGCUCUCUUCUAAGCUUUCUGCCCCCCGCCUUUCCAAAUUCCCCCCUCCCCCUUCCAUUUACUCUCCAGGUACCGGUCUCCUUGGACACUAAUGUUUUUCGACAACCGCGCCAGCAGCAGAAGUAACUGGGGUGUAGGGAGAUGAGUUUGGGCUCUGGCUGGGCAUUCCAAGAAAGGUGGACUUCAAAAAGACCAGCCAGCCGCCCAGUCCCCUUCCUGGAGGUGGGACUCCAUUCUGAAGGGCCUUGGCCCCCUCACACACUUGUGCUGCAGAGGAGAGAGAGAGAGAGAGAGAGAAAGAGCUGUUCUUCAGAAGAGAGCUUCUGGCCUAGUACAACAGAGGUGGAGUGUUGAGCGGUUUCAAGGUUGCACCUCUCCGUUUCCCCCUGCAGAGGAAGAAGGGUCGGCUUCUCGCAGCAUCAGGUCUCCCCCACCUCCCCUCCUGCGACCUUCAUUUCUGGAUCUGCUCGUUCAGCGAGGCAGGUGUUCGGCUUCCUGGCAGAGGUCUUUUGAGAACUUGCAGGAUUUUCUGUUUCCAGUAGCCCUUGGCUUCCUCUGGCACUUCGUAGAUAUGCCCCCCAGGAUUGAACAGCCUGCAAAAUCCCUUUCUAAAAGCCUGAGGUUUGGGGUGGGUAUGGGGAGAGAGGCACUUAUUCAGCCUGUUAUCAAAAAACAAUGCCCUCCUGUUUUGUUUUGUUUUGCUUUUGUUUAAGACUUCACUUCCAACAUAUUAAGAUGGGCCCCUGAUAAUUAAUCAUAGUGAAUUAUUCUCGGGAAUAACUUGAUUUAUUUUGGACCACUUUCUCUGGUGGAGGGAAGCCUUAGUUUUCAGCCCUGCCAGAUUGACCCAGUCGCCCAGGAGCUCAAGUGAGACUUUGGUGCGGGUGGAGGCAGAGUCUCCCCGCCCCCCCCUUGCCUGCCUUUUUCUUUGGGGUGGGGAGGAAUGCACAAACGCUUCCUUAGACCUUCUGACACAUAUCCAAAAGAGCUUUGAAAAAUGAUGAUGGUCCCUCACAACCGUCGGGGGGAGCUUUAGCCUUUCAAAAGGGUGUGACAAGUUCAUUUUCCCUUUUGUAACAGAGAGCUGUAAAAUUGGUGGUCCUACUAUACUAUCUCAAUUUGCUGUUCCGGGGAAGGCAGGAGAGGGAGCCUGCGAAAUUGGCGAGGUUUUCCAGCUGGGGCUAUGGGAGUAGGGGGCGUUGAGGUUCGUUCUGGGUCCCUGGGUCUUUCUUUUUAAAGAGGCGAAACGUGGCGCUGAACAAUCUUAUUCUUUCCCAAGGUAAAGAGUUAACAGUAAUAAUUCAGUCUGCCGUUGUGAGUGCUUUAUAGAGCAGCCUGCCUUUCUCUCCAUCUCCAUCUCCUCCUCCUUCCUUUCAGAAGCCAGGCCCAGAAGUGGUCUUAAUUGUUCUAGAUGGAAAGCAGUGAUGCAUGGACAUCUAGCCCCUGGGAGUUCUGAUAUUUUUAUUUUCCAUUUACUUCCCCCACCACCUACCCACCCCCCCCUUUCCGGGUUUCGUAAUAUUUCCUUGAUGGGGGGCGGGGCAGAGUGUGUCUUAAUUCACAAGGAAGACCGAUCGACCAUGCUGUGCUUGUAUAUAUGUGUGCAUACUGAGUGAGAGAGAGAGAGAGAGAGAGAUGGAGACUGACACACGAGUGAUGCCUAAAUUGUACCAAACCACCAUUUCUGCCGGUCGCAGCUGAGCAGGGGAAAUGGGCUCAAGCCUCAUUCCUCAUGCUUGGGACCCUCUUCUUCAUCCACACUUGCAAAAUGUUUUUGGACUAGUUUUCAGAGCCUUAUUAAAAGUGUGUCCACAUGGUCAGUCUUACCUUAUUUGUACUGUAUUGCAUAUAAAACGUGUGUGUUUUUUUCACUUGCCUGCUCAGGUAUUUUCUUUUCC
Podarcis lilfordi (Lilford's wall lizard) is the source of this 37955-nucleotide messenger RNA. The record is from the annotation of a GenBank genome assembly. Lineage: Eukaryota; Metazoa; Chordata; Lepidosauria; Squamata; Lacertidae.